Messenger RNA from Mya arenaria, 171 nucleotides. RefSeq lists its product as uncharacterized. The record is from RefSeq and is a predicted model, not a curated record. The annotation marks the transcript as partial. NCBI's taxonomy places the organism in Eukaryota, Metazoa, Mollusca, Bivalvia, Myida, Myidae. The transcript is spliced from 2 exons.
ACUAGUACUACUAUAACUACUAGUACUACUACUACUACUACUACUAGUACUACUACUACUACUACUACUACUACUUCUACUACUACUAGUACUACUACUUCUACUAUUAUUACUACUACUACUACUAGUACUACUACUACUACUACUAGUAGUACUACUACUAGUACUACU